Molecule: messenger RNA, 489 nt
Organism: Suillus plorans
Lineage: Eukaryota; Fungi; Basidiomycota; Agaricomycetes; Boletales; Suillaceae
Exons: 3
Coding region: 1-489 (162 amino acids)
Source: RefSeq, a predicted model, not a curated record
AUGCAACUCUCUGCACGCUUUAUUGCGCUUAUACCUCUCGCCAUCCUUGCUGUGGCGUCACCCACGCCAGCGAGACUUUAUUCCAAGCGAGGGACCCUCGAGACCAAUCUCGUUGGAUAUGUUGACUACACCGGAGACGUUCCAGGUAGCGGUCCUGAAGCAAAGAAGCGCGAGGAGCUUGAGACCAACCUCGUGGGAUAUGUUGACUACGGAGGCAGCGGUAUCGGGAAGCGCGAGGAGCUUGAGACCAACCUCGUGGGAUAUGUUGACUACGGAGGCAGCGGUAUCGGGAAGCGCGAUGAGCUUGAGACUAACCUCGUGGGAUAUGUUGACUACGGAGGCAGUGGUAUCGAGAAGCGCGAGGAGCUUGAGACUAACCUCGUGGGAUAUGUUGACUACGGAGGCAGCGGAAUCGAGAAGCGCGAGCCCGAGUCAGAAUACGCCAAGAGGGGGGAGGGGGACGACGGUGAUUACGCAGUUGCUGCCUAG